UAAUCUCUCAAUCAAACAGAUAACUAACGUCGUUUUGGUUUUCAAAUUCAAGCCUUUCAGUUUUGUUUUUUUUUUUCAUGGCGUGCCGUAGGAAAUUUGGAAUUCCUUGGCCUGAAUGCAACGACGGUCUCUCCUACGACGACGUCGUUCGAACCUCUGAUUCUGGGUUGACUCUGAUAGAGUUUUACUCUACCAAGUACAAAAGUUCUGCUCCCUUACAAGGUUGGUUGCAGCGUAUAAAAAGUGGGCAGAUAACAUUUGAUGGAAGAGUUGUUACUGAUUCCAACGCAGUCCUCAGAGUUGGCUCAAAGCUAGUCUAUCAUAGACUUCCAUUGAAGGAACCUGAUGCCCCACAUAUGAUUGAAGUAUUGUAUGAAGAUGAUGACAUGAUUGCUCUAAAUAAACCUUCCGGCUUGCAAGUUCUGCCAGGAGGGCUCUUCCAGCAAAGGACAGUUUUGACACAGCUUCAAUGGGAAGCCAAUUUGCACAAAAUGUCUCAUCCUGUCCCAGUACAUCGUCUAGGGAGGGGAACUUCAGGAAUUUUGUUAUGUGCAAAGACAAAAGUAGCCAGAGCUCGUCUUGCAUCUUAUUUUGCUGAUGGAACUUCUCACAUUGGAGGAAAAAGGGCAAUUUUGGAACUAUUCUUUGGGACUUUUGGAAGGACACCUAGCAAAUUGAAGAUUCUCCACAAAGGCACUUUAGGAUUAGUCAAUUUUGAAUUUAGUAGAUUAGACUUUUUAAUUUAAGUUUUGUAUUAUUUGGGCCAAUUUUGUAGAGGAGACUUAAGCCCAAGUUGUAAAAAAAAACUUGUCAUAGCUUUAGGGUUUGGGUGGACCCCACCCUAGUUUUUUGACACAAUUCUCGGACCAUUUGGGGGAGCACUGCCGUCACUUAAUGUUUUCUCUCGGCAAUUUUAUUUUGGGAAGGCAAUGACUUCAUUUGAGAGCUCUNUUUGUAGUCACACUGCUGCCAAUUGUUGAAAGACACCGUCACACGUUGCUGUUUUGUUUUGAGUUUUGCUNGAACAUUUUCUUGGCUAAUGGAGUAGACUUUUGUACGUUGGUUUUCGUGGUGAAUGAAAGAAAACUUUGCCAUUUUUAUUUUAUGCAAGGGCUGGAAUUUUUCCUUUGAGUUUAUUAUUGAAUAUUCAACACGCUGCAGCCACUNGAGAGGCUUGAAUGAAGCAUCUUUCCUUUAAUAUAAUUUCGUUAAAUGGAAGGGAAAGCAACCGCUGUUUGCUUUUGGUGAGAGGAAUCCUUGAUGAUGGCCUUGGCUUUUGGAACCUUGAAGUCAGCGGGUGCAUUGAUUGAUGGAAGAAAGAGUUUCAUUUCAUUGCAAAGGUGUCACGGUUUCAUCACAUUUCCACUUGAAAGGGUAUUUAAUUUAGUUGGCUUCUAAGGGAAUUGUUGGAAGUAUAUUUGAGUCUUCGUUUUUCUGAUUGCGUAAAGGACUGAUUCCGUUUGGGUGCUGCUGCUGUUACGAGGUUUCACAAAUUGAAUCACAUUUUCUUUGAACCAUGGUCACAUCAAGAGACAUUUAUUUCAACUUUUUCUUACUAUGCUGAAUCAAUAUGCCAUGGGUCCAUUAUCUUUGCCUCGGGAAGCACAGUUUUCCUUGAAGAAAUUNACGUGAUAAGCAUUUGAUGUUGCAACCAAUUUUAAUUAAACAAAAGCAAGUAAUGUCACGUGNUGUAUGGAGGAGCAAGCAUGAUCAACCACAUUGAAGUUUGUCACGGCAUAGGGUGAUACAUUUAAUUCAUUUUCAAUUUGGAUAAAGGCUUUUAGUCACGUCCUGCAAUGGUUUUAAUUGAAUAACUUGUUUUUUUUUUUUAUUUUAUUCUUUUUCUUUUAUUUUAAAGUAGUUUAGGAUUUAGAUAAACUUUAAUUU
Vigna radiata var. radiata (mung bean) is the source of this 1887-nucleotide messenger RNA. RefSeq names its product RNA pseudouridine synthase 5. Gene Ontology annotation, molecular function: RNA binding; pseudouridine synthase activity. The record is from RefSeq and is a predicted model, not a curated record. NCBI's taxonomy places the organism in Eukaryota, Viridiplantae, Streptophyta, Magnoliopsida, Fabales, Fabaceae. The transcript has 8 exons. Bases 78 to 746 code for a protein of 222 amino acids. Gene Ontology annotation, biological process: pseudouridine synthesis.